Molecule: messenger RNA, 1282 nt
Organism: Striga asiatica
Lineage: Eukaryota; Viridiplantae; Streptophyta; Magnoliopsida; Lamiales; Orobanchaceae
Source: the annotation of a GenBank genome assembly
UUUUUUUUUUAUUGCUCUGUGGUUGCUUAUCGAAAAAUCUGCAUCUUGCGUACGCUGCCGCUGUCAUGACAUAAAGCUGAUUAGCCAGAUUUGAUCUCCAUUAAUCCCGGUUGACCGCGCCGAAAGUGCCAAAGUAGUGGUCGGACUCUCGGUAGUUCGGCGAUGGAGCAGCGCUCCAAGAUGGUCUGACUUCUUCGCCCCGAUAUCCGGUGACCAUUAGCCCAAUUUUAAUAACCUAGGGUUCAACAACGUCGAAUGGAAGGCUCCGAUUCAUUAUCUCCGGCCAUUCUCGGUGGGCGGGUUUUCUUGCGUUAAACGUGCGAUGGUUGAGCAAGAAAUAGACCAGUGUUUUGUAUAUGAAGUGGAGAUUGGAGAAAAAAAACUCAGAAAACUUAUGAUGUAAAUAUGGAUUCUAACCCAACUGGAGCUGUUGCUAGCACAUCUGACGUACACGAGCUUCCCAUGGAAAUGAAUGAGAUGAAAAUUAGAGAGGAUAAAACUGAUGACCAUGAGGAUACAACUAAGAUAUUCCGAGCUUUGAAUUAUAUGCUUAGAGUUAUUGGCAUUUUUCAUCGGGACACUAAACUCUGGAAUCUUCUGGUAUGGUUGUUGUUUUAUUUUGAUGAAUUAAGCUUUCAUUUCCUCUGUUGCAUUUGCCAUUUGGAUAUGGUCGCUUCAAAUUUAGCCCCCAUCAGCGUCAACUUCUUAACACAGGCUGCAAAAGUAAUUUUUGCUAUUGUGAUGCUUAUAUUUCAGGCUAGACGACGGAAGGUUGGUGAAAAGGCACUUCUCUCAUUUCCCACGUUUAUUCAGUUGCGGCAUUGCCUUCAUCUUUAUUUUUAUGUUUCAGUGAUUGAGGAGAUGUCUGACAGUGGCCAGAUUCUUCAACCAAAGGGACCAGACAUUGCUCAAGCUUUGAACUUGUGUCCGUGGGUAACCCUUUCUGUUGUGGCAAGGAGACUACAAGUACAAUUUGUAAUCUUCUGAAAUUAUUAGUGAGUUUUGUUAAGUUUAUCAAUAAUUUUGAGCUUGUUUAUUUCAUCCACUGGUAACGUGAGCUCACACUCUUAGGGACACAUUUAAGUCUUCUCCCCUUCUUGUCCUUUCGAAAAUAUUUGGCUAAGGUACUGUGCUCUUAUGUAUAAUUCAAACUUUUAGUUAGUUUUAAGGUACGAGUACAUAUAAUUUUUACAGUUUCUUAGUUAUGAAUGAAAGAGCUAGAAUAAUUAUGAAUGCUUUGGUUCUAACUGUUAGACGAAGAAUUAUUGUCAAUAUUUGGAUU